UAUUUCACUAGAAAUGCAUAAAGUCUCUUGUUCAUAUUAAAUCAGGACGCAUUUCUCGAUUAUCAGCAGUCGGCUCAAAAAUCAAUAUCGGUACUUUAUUUUCCGUCAACGAAAUAACUGCUUUUUCAAACAAAAAUAUUUCUCCCAACUACCAGGUGAAAAUAAACAUCUCCACACAAAUUCGCUUACUGUGCCAAGUUAUGCAGCUGCUCCAUAUAUCUGUUUGUCUAUUUCCCAUAUGCUGCUCUUUCUCCUCUUCGCUGAUGAACUUCCAUCGAUUCAGUCCCUGCAUAUGGUUGCCAUUUGUGGCACGAGCUUGUAUACAAUCGGAAACCGGAAUCGGUGACCGAUUGCGCGGUGCGGUAUUUGUUGCUUCAGCAGACGAUACCAGAGACAGCGCCGAACAACUAUCGGAGUUCGUCCGCGUCUUGGUUCGCCAGUGCGGCUGGCUGGCUGUUGUGAGGCUGUCGUUAGGAUCCAGUGUCGUCACAGAGUGGUUUUCGUGCUGGUUGUAGUGUUGUGUUAUUGAUGGUGAUCGGUCGGCGGUGUUCGCUGCUCGUGUAAAGCGGCUGGCAUUCUUGUCGAAUAUCGGCAACCUAACGUCUGUGUUUGUGCGAAGAGCAGCGAAACUUCAUUUGACACCAUGGGCGAAGACAGAGACCGAGAUAGGGACAGACGGCGCCGUUCAAGGUCACGGGAUCGCGGCCGCGACCGCUCCCGGGAACGCCGACGCUCGCGAUCAGAUUCACGCGGGCGUCGCGGAGCCCAAGGCGGCGGCGCCUGUGGGAAGCUGCGUCGAAAAAAGCCAUCACUUUACUGGGACGUGCCAGCACCUGGCUUUGAGCACAUCACUCCGCUGCAGUACAAAGCGAUGCAAGCGUCCGGACAGAUCCCGGCCACGCUAUUGGCACCGCCUAUCACUACAGAUCAUCAGCCAUCCCAACCGGUUGUGGGCAGUACGAUCACUCGACAGGCACGACGAUUGUACGUCGGCAACAUUCCGUUUGGAUGCACUGAACAGGAGAUGAUUGAUUAUUUCAAUGUGCAGAUGCACGCCUGCGCCUUCGCGCAGGCCCAAGGCAACCCGGUACUGGCGUGCCAGAUUAACAUGGAUAAGAACUUUGCUUUCCUUGAGUUCCGUUCAAUCGAUGAGACGACUGCGGCUAUGUCAUUCGACGGAAUUAAUUUCAAGGGUCAAUCUUUGAAGAUCCGUCGUCCGCACGAUUAUCAACCGAUGCCAGGAAUGUCGGAGCAGCCUGGCUCCGUUAUACCUGGCGUGGUGUCCACUGUAGUGCAGGAUUCGCCACACAAGGUAUUCAUCGGUGGACUUCCAAAUUACCUAAAUGAGGAUCAGGUUCGCGAAUUGCUGAUGUCUUUCGGACAACUUAAGGCGUUCAAUCUUGUCAAAGAUACAGCCAGCGGCCUAUCAAAGGGAUACGCGUUCUGCGAAUACGCCGAUGCAGCGAUCACAGACGAGGCAAUCGCUGGCUUGAACGGCAUGCAGCUUGGCGAAAAGAAGCUGAUUGUUCAACGAGCAUCGGUCGGUGCCAAAAACUCGUCGAUGGCCGCACCGGUACAAAUUCAAGUACCGGGAAUGGCGUCCGGCGUACCUGGUUCCUCCGGUCCAGCCACCGAAGUGCUCUGCCUAAUGAAUCUUGUGACACCGGAUGAACUUCGCGAUGAAGAGGAAUAUGAGGAUAUACUCGAAGACAUACAGGAGGAAUGCAGUAAAUACGGUCACGUGAAAAGUAUCGAAAUUCCUCGGCCCAUUGACGGAGUCGAUGUCAAUGGGCUUGGCAAAGUGUUCGUCGAGUUCAACUCGAUUGCCGACUGCCAAAAAGCACAACAAGCGCUCACCGGCCGAAAAUUCAGCAAUCGCGUUGUGGUAACAUCGUAUUUUGAGCCGGACAAGUAUCACCGCCGUCAAUUCUAAUUGCGGCCCUGGCGUACUGGCAGUAUACGUCAGGCCAGGACAACAAUCGUAAAUUGGAUGGGAUUAAAAUGUUUAAAGCAUUAGGGGUUGUAGGAAGUAGCAUUGAUCAGCGAUUCUCGUUUUGAAAAUUCAUCGUAUUUUUUUUUGUUUGAGCUGGAAUAACAAUGCCGUAAGCAUAAUUUGGUAUAAAGUUCGUAGCCACUUAUUUCCUUCUAUUUGUCGCAUCACAGUAGAAACCAGCAGACUAGCUACCAGUGGCGUUGCCUUUUUGCCACAUGGAAAAAACAGAAAUCAGUUCGAAAGUAUUCAUAAGAAGCGUUUUAUUUCUGCCCUGUCAAAGUGAGGCUUAUAUGCAGCACUGGGAAAGGUUAAUAGUUGACAUUAUACAAUAUGGAGAAGGACGAAAGGAAAUGAAAGGCGGAGAUCAGAAUAUGUGGGAGGAUGCGAUUGGUUGUUUUGGACACACCAAGACCCAAGAGCACACAUUCUUAGAGGGCGUGUGGGACGCGCGAAAAAACCCGUGCGAAAACUCAAGUUAAGAGGCCCACAUCCUAUUCUCGGCCACCUCAAUAUUCUACCAUGCUCUUCUAUGUACAUUGUCUCUCAUCAUAUAUUACUAAUUACUAUAGCUAAGAAGUAUAAAUUAAAAGAGAAAGAUGCAACAAUUACGUAUGCCGAAAAAUAUAGAAAAGUAACAUCCAGCAUGUUCACCCCAUACAC
Molecule: messenger RNA, 2653 nt
Organism: Varroa destructor (honeybee mite)
Lineage: Eukaryota; Metazoa; Arthropoda; Arachnida; Mesostigmata; Varroidae
Gene: U2af50
Product: U2 small nuclear riboprotein auxiliary factor 50
Biological process (GO): mRNA processing
Cellular component (GO): nucleus
Molecular function (GO): RNA binding
Source: RefSeq, a predicted model, not a curated record